Molecule: messenger RNA, 447 nt
Organism: Iphiclides podalirius (scarce swallowtail)
Lineage: Eukaryota; Metazoa; Arthropoda; Insecta; Lepidoptera; Papilionidae
Source: the annotation of a GenBank genome assembly
AUGUCAACUUCAGACGAGAAAAGCGCACAAUCGCACAAGACCCAUAAACCAUUCCGUUUACGACCUCGUAGACAGCGAGGGGCAUUAGCUCUACGGGGUGCUACGCGACUCGUAGCGGCUAACAAAUCGGCUACUCACGUUGCGCUGGACUGGACGGCUGCCCCACUAGCACACACAAAUCACACGCUAAACACUGUACACAUGACGGCGGCACUCGCUACGGCGCGGCCACGUGCGCACGGCCGGACGGCGCGAAAGCAACUGACGGCCGACGGGACGUCUUCGGGGAACGUUCCGCGCUACGGGGAGAAUAAUGUUGACAUUAUUCGGCCGCCCGCCCAAAUCGCCGAUGGGCUUCUAAUCAAUUUUGGCGAAUACGACCGCAAAUUUAAUCCGUACAAAUUGUAUAACUCGAUGUCUUCGAGUCUGUCUGACGCACGCAAAACA